AUGCAACCAACUCCUGAAAUCCAAGCUUUCAUCGAUCGCAUUAGCGCAUUACCCGCUGGCCCUGGCGUGUCUCUUGAUGGUGUCUUGCAGCCUUCUCUCGACGAGGAGGCCGAAUUGAGGAAGCUCUUUGCGCAAGAUAGGCAAAGCACGCGUCUUGCCAAUCCUCAUGUCGGUCUGGUCGACGUGUUUAAGGCCCCCGACACGAUCAGGACCACCAGAGCACGCGUCGUCCAAGGCCCUGAAGACCUCGUGGCGAAGUAUGUCAUGCCUCUCUCCGAAGAAAACAGGAAGAAGGAAGGCGCGCCUUGCAUGGUAUCUGACCUCGAAGAGUUCAAGAAGAACUGGGCGAUUUUCACGGAAGGCUCCCUCUCUCAGCUUCUUGAUUGGAACAACGUCGUCGCCGCUGGAGGAUCUGUACUCGCAUGUUUGGCCCCUCUCGAUGAGGAGCACAAGAAGUCGAAGAGGGCGAUUCGGAAGUACUACCACAACAAGGCGUACCCUACCUCUGACGUCGACCUUUUUUUAUGGGGUUUGAACAACGAACAGGCCGAGGCUAAGAUCAAGACCAUCUAUGAAGCUGUUCGCGACUCUGUUCCUUGGGAUGUUACCUGUAUCCGCACCAAACAUACCAUUUCCAUCCAUUCCCAAUACCCGUAUCGCUCGGUCCAAAUUGUCCUUCGGCUCUACCAAUCUCCUGCUGAAAUCCUUGCUGGUUUCGACAUCGAUGCCCCAUGUUGUGCCUACGACGGAAGCCGUGUCUGGGCCAAUCCUCGCUCAAUCGUGGCCAUGAUGCGUCAGUGCAACACCGUCGACGUCACGCGCCGUUCCCCUUCGUAUGAAGUCCGACUCUCCAAGUACUCUAAUCGCGCUUUCGAGGUGUACGUCCCAACCCUGGUCCGUGGGGAGAUAGACCCCACCAUCUACGAACGGUCUAUCGUGAAGAUGGAGGGUCUUGCAAGGCUGCUUGUUCUGGAGAAACUGAAGGAUAACGAUAUGCGCACCACCUUUUUGCAAGGAAGGAGAACCCUCCGCGGACGCCCAGGUGGUGUCAGCACGUAUAGCCGUCGCAACAAACGCCAUUACAAAGGGGAUUUGAAGACGGAGGUUGACCUUGGAUUGGAGAUGAAUGAUUACGAUGUCGUUCAGCUGCAUAUUCCUUAUGGACCUGGCUGGGAUGCUCGAAGGAUUGAAAAACUCGUUUAUCAAACCGACCUUGGCAUGAACUCGACCUUCAAUCCAAAGAAUAAAGGACGUCGUCUCCAUCGCCACCCCGCCUUCUUUGGCACGAUUGAAGAAUGUAUCGAAGAUUGUUGCGAGAAUUGCCCUAAACCGAUCGAUGAAGACGAGCGCAAACUUCAAGUCGACGAAGAUGAGAAAUACAUCUCGGGUCGUCUGAAGUUCAUCCAGGAGAAUCCGGGUCGUCAAAGUAUGACCGGUAGUUUCAACCCCAUCGAUGUAGGGGAAUGGAGUGAGCAAGUAUACACGAAACCCACCGAGAAGUUCUUCACCGCCAUUGCCGCACACGACCGCGCUGCUGUCCAAAAGCUUCUGGGCACCGAAGGUGUGGAUGUCAACCAACGUGACCACGUCGGUCGGACCUCUCUUCAUGUUGCCAUCUUCGCCAAGGCUGAGGAGAUUGCCUGCGAUCUCAUCGAUGCUGGGGCUCGAAUUACUGCAAGAGUCGCUGACGGACGGACCCCCUUGCAUCUCGCUGCUCGCUAUAGUCAAAUUACUGUCAUCCGGAAGCUUUUUGCGCAGAACGAGAAGAACAUCAAAGAGGAGGCAAAGAAGCAGACAAAUGGUGAUGGGAGCAAGGACGAGGCCAUGGACACGAAAGAAGGUCUCGAACGCCCUUCCUCUGAAGAUGACUGGAGUUCGCACACAGACGACGACAUCGAAAUGGUUGACGCAGAGGACGGCGAUGACGAAGAGGACGAGGAGGAUGAGGAUGGGGAUGAGGAUGGGGACGAGGAUAGCGAUGGAGAGCCCCGAAGGUCCUCGAGGAAGAAGGCUGCUGCGGACGGAGAGGUGCAGGCACGGACCAACGCAGAAGCUAUCGCGGAAGACGAAGAGAAUCAACCGGACAUCAUCGACAUCAACAUCGACGACUGGGACUUCGGUUUUCCUGCACUUUGCUAUGCCGUUCUUUAUGGCUCGUCGGUGACCGUGGAGGCCCUCCUCGACGCCGGUGCAGACGCAAAGCUCGCAACCAAACCUUCGAUGACCUGGAGCCUGCCAACAUUGCACCCCCUUUCAAUGCUUAUUCUUAGAGGCGACGACGAAGAAGUGUGCAAGAUUGCAGAGCGCCUCCUCCAGGCAGGAGCCACGUCCUCGACAGCCAACGAUGAAAUGCGAACAAUAUUCCAUUAUGCGCUUCAGGCUGGACGAACGAGACUCGUAGAGACGAUACUUCGGUGCGAUCCACAUGCGAAGACGGUCAUCGAUUUCCCCUCUGUCCAGUACCAGAAUGUCGUUUUCCCGAUAGGAAGUGCCAUUAGGAAGAUGGAGUACGCCUCUGUUGCGAUCAUGCUUGCUCAUGGUGCAAAGCUAGAAUACGACGAAGCGGAUAUUACCCGCGCCAGUGAGGCUGCACCGCCUAACGUCAGACGCAACAUGUUUGGCUAUCAAGAAGUCAAAAACUACUUGGAUCUUGCGUAUCAACCUGUUGAAGUUGCCUUGCAGUAUCACAGCGAAAUCGCCAAUCUGCUUAUCACCCUCGGUGCUCCGGUUAAUUUCCCCCUUAAGCGCUCUUUGUAUCGAUAUGCAAACGAUAACGAGCGCAGGUCUUUAAAGGAUUGGGUCGACUUCGCCAUCAGCUCUCUCCACGAGAACAUCAGGAAGAAGAAGUUCGAAGAGCUUAUCUUCGUCGAGAAGAAGGACGCUGAACCCGAACCCGAACCAGAGGCCGCCGGAUGGGCUGGAUUCAUUAAGAAGUACGAUGCUGGGCUCACAGAUCCCGACCGAGAAAAGUGGGAGUUUAAGAACAAAGAAAAGGCCGCCAAACAGGACAGAGACCUGCGCGAACGGAUGGAAGAUAUCAAGGAAUUCCUUAUCGAAAUCCAGCAGCUGCUGAACCAGAAACAUGCGAAGAAGUGGUCGGAUCUCUACCCUGACAUCCCAACUGCUGCCAUUAUGGAGGUGAGGCCUUACACGCUCGAAGAUAUCAUGCCAAAGCAGUCCAAAGAUGAAGAGGAACGUUUGUAUGUCCUCGUUUCUGCUGGAUGGUCGGACCAAAAUGUUCCGCAGCACCUUCAUCCACAAUACGACGAGGUCUACGAGGCGUGCUACGCCGGUGAUAACGAUAAGAUUCAGAAGAUGUGCCUUCCCGUUCCCGGACAGGAGUCAGUACCUGGAGCCCUUAACCCGCUCAACAUUUCGGUCAAACUCAAAGACAGGAAGCAUAGUUCAGAAGGAUAUACACCGCUUUUUGCAGCUAUUGCUGGGCGUCGCUGGUCGACGGCAAGGCUUGUUCUCGCCAUCGCGACCGCUCAAUAUCAGCCGGAUAAUGAUGCAGAGAAGAUCAAGUGGGACAACGACGUCGACAUGGAUGACGAUUCGGAUAACGAUAGUUGCAACUCUGAUGGCUCAGACGAGACUGUUGAACGACAAGAGGUGAAAUUCGUCGAUAUUGCAACAAGGCCUUCCGCAGUCCAGUCGGAUGUACACCCCAAGAAGCUUUUACAGCAGCUUAGGGUGCCGUUCUGCAAGCCUCCCCGUACCUCAGAGGACCGGAAACAUGCUGGGCAUGUGACCCUUAUCCAAAAGGCUGUAGUCGAUAACGACCUCGAAGCCUUUGUGCAAACUGCCAAGCUCUAUGACUCCCUCCCUCAACCACUCACACUCGGCACCGCCGUUCUGCAGACGAUCCUCGAGUACGAUCGACCUGAGAUCCUUGACGAGUACCUCCGACGCACGGGUGUGGGUAUUGACGUUGGUGAAGCCCAGAAGGAGUCUGGUGAUACCGAGCCAAUCCAAGAGUCGACCAACGACGAAAAUCGAAUUUACCUUGGCUUGAACGUGCACGGCAAGAAACGUGCUGAUCUGGCAAGGAAGAACGACCCGAACGCUGGAGAAGCAGAGGAAAAGGAACCUCCUCUCGUUUGGCGAGCUGCGGAGCAAAAAGCCAAGGAGGUUGUGUCAUACCUUGCCUCUGAUCGACCUCUGGCUGCAUAUAGGCACUAUGCCUUAAACCACACCGGCGCCAAAGCCAUUUGGUUCAAGCGGAUUGGCACAGAGGAAGGAGGCGAACUGGAAAAGCGACUUCCCUCGUGGCUUGGGUGGACGAUUAACACCUUGGGCGAGUCUCCGUUGACCUCUGCAAUCAUUGGAGGUAGUGUCGACGUCAUGAAGCAAAUCGCGAAGAUUCAGCCGAAGCUGUUCGCACAGGCAUUACAGACUAACAUCAAAUUUAUUGGUCUCAACCCAUUGUUGUUGUUCGUUCGCAUUUCCAAACUCUUCGAGAACCGUGCUCCGAAGGUUAUCAAUGAUGUCGUCGACUUCCUCCUUUCCAAGAAAGUCUCACCGUUGGAAAAGGAUUCAGUCAGAGGAUGGAACAUCUAUCACUUUAUUUGUGCUAAGAAUGACAUCGAUCUGUUUGAACAUCUCCUGCAGAAGCUUCCCCGCGACGUCAACGAGACUUUACUGUUACAGAAAUCGAAAAUACGGCACAAUACCCCACUUCAUGUUGCCAUCAAGAACAAGUUCAAGACACUUGUUAAGAUGAUACUCGAAUACAGCACCGAAACUCUGCUCGUUCCAGACAUAGACGGACAGACACCCCUGCACUGUGCCGUCGCAGGCUCAUACCCAACUAUAACCAAAGUGAUUCUUGCGUACUGCCCACCGGAAGUCAUCCACGUCGAAAACGGCGUCGGCAACACUCCCUUGGAGAUAGCUACUCUGGCUUCACUCGUCAAGAAGGUGUCGAACUACCGCCAGAGCAACAUCCAGAGCGAGAUUCAGCCGAAUAGGAUCCCGGAUUCUCCCCGACCUCUCCCAAUCGACUUCCUCGACGACAUCGAAUUCCAACUUGGGGUCGUACGCGAGGCCCUAGACACCAUGGUUGACCGCGGUACUGUCAAUCAGGAGCGCAAAGACCAGAUCAAGACGGAGUUUAGGAGAUGGCUCGAGAUUAUGGACAAACGUGUCGAGAAGGUGAAAGCACUCAGGGAGAAGAAAGAGCAGGAAGAACGCGAAGAGAAGGAAGAGCAGGCGAAGCAGAACUAUGUACCUGGGUCGUACCUCUACGUCAAGCCAGACAAAUUCAGCACGGACGGGGUGGACGCGGAGGACGUGUGCGAGCUGGUCCUCAAAUUUGAGAAGAAACAUGGUUCCGAGCCUGCUCAGCGGCGCCUCGUCCACCUCCUCGAUGUGCAAGAGUCUAUUGGCGCGAUGCUCAAGCAGGCGGACCCCAAGCGCGAAGGGCGUGAGGAUCAGUUCGAACUUGGCUCUGACAGGUACUACUAUCACAGGCGUAAAGAGAUGGAGGAGCUUGAAGCGGAGGAGAGUCCGGAGCAGAAGCUGAGGAAGGCGAGCAGGGUCAUCCAGAACAUCCAAUACUUCAAAGAUCCUAUCUAA
Molecule: messenger RNA, 5577 nt
Organism: Cyclocybe aegerita
Lineage: Eukaryota; Fungi; Basidiomycota; Agaricomycetes; Agaricales; Hemipholiotaceae
Source: the annotation of a GenBank genome assembly